Molecule: messenger RNA, 462 nt
Organism: Diprion similis
Lineage: Eukaryota; Metazoa; Arthropoda; Insecta; Hymenoptera; Diprionidae
Product: dynein axonemal heavy chain 10-like
Exons: 3
Coding region: 27-422 (131 amino acids)
Biological process (GO): microtubule-based movement
Cellular component (GO): dynein complex
Molecular function (GO): dynein intermediate chain binding; minus-end-directed microtubule motor activity; dynein light intermediate chain binding
Source: RefSeq, a predicted model, not a curated record
AAACAUACCUAGCAGCAUUAGUGCAAAUGGCAUGUCGGAAAAACGCUUGGCCAUUAGAUCGGUCUCUAACUUAUACAGCAGUUUCCAACUUUCGAGAUGCUGCUGAAGUAGAGGAGAGACCAGAUCAGGGCUGCUAUGUGCAAGGGUUGUACCUAGAAGGUGCGUGUUGGGACUCAGAAGAACAUUGUUUAAAACGUUCACAUCCCAAAGUACUGAUUGAAGAAUUGCCAGUGCUCACUGUGAUACCCAUAGAGGCUCAUCGAUUGAAAUUGCAGAACACGUUGAAAACGCCAGUAUAUACGACGUCGAACAGACGCAAUGCUAUGGGUGUUGGUUUGGUCUUUGAAGCAGACCUGGCAACUACAGAGCAUAUUUCGCAUUGGGUAUUGCAGGGUGUGUGUCUACUGCUGAACUCAGAUUGAGAAUAUCGUGAUUUAAUUUUCUUCAUAGGAGGUCGUCCGG